UCCGCCUGGGCAGUAACUGAGCAGCUCCGGACCUUAGUCACAUUGAGCCUAAGGAGACUAGUUAGGGUUAGGGUUUUAUCGGGAUUGUUCCUGACCUGCACUGGAUUUUGUCUCUGUUUUCUUUCGUGAUUUGUUGCCGUCGUGGUGAUGGUCCUUGUGAGAAAUCCCUCUGGAUCGGUGGAUUUGUUGUUCCUCAGUCGGGGUUUGGUGUUGCAGCCAUGACGCUGCAGCAGGUGCCUGGAAGGACGGCAAAGGCUUUGAGCGUCGGAGGAGCUCGUGCCACAGCCCUUACGAGAAGGCUGUUGUUGUUGUCGCGUGAGUAUGGAUUCCCCAUCGCUUCGCCCUCGAUGGCGUCGUGCUCCGUUUCGAGAGGUCUGAUGGGGGGAUACAGUAUUGCCAGGGGUAGAGUACUGUCCCAAUUGAGUGAGGUGGUACCCUCAUCGUCGUCAUCCUCUGCAUUGAGUGUUUGUAAUUUCUCAAAUAGACCAGGGGAGUCGGAAGAAUCGCAAUCGAAAUUUUCUCAGAAUCCCUCUUCUUCGUUUCCCGCAAGUGUUCCGUCUCCGCAGGUUGUGAUUAAAAAAGUUAGUGACGCUUUUCGGAAUGCUGCGUCAUCUACUGGAGAUGUUAUGCACAGGAUGAGGGAAGCCAAACUUGUGGAUUCUGUUAGAACAGGGUAUACGUUUCUGAAAGAGGAGAUGAACAGGACAUCCCCUCAGAGAAAACCCAAAUAUUCUGCGCCAGACGAUUCUGCUGUGCGUGACAUUCCUCCUGUGAAUACCACCGUCAACUCUAUAGUCCCGGUUGUCAAGAAGACAACUGGGUGGGAGAAAAGAUGGGAGGAUCUUAAAAAGAAGGCCAAGUCGCACCCAGCCUUCAAACGAUUCAAGACGGUCACGGGUCAUCCGGUGGUCACCAAGGGUCAAGAACUGGCGGAGGACAUAAGAGAAAGAUGGGAGACUAGUGACAGUCCUGUAGUUCACAGAAUUCAAGAUAUGAAUGAGUCUCUUUUUGGUGAAACUGCGACCGCAGUAGCUAUGCGGGAGAUCCGUCGUCAUGACCCGUCAUUUACAUUUUCAGACUUCCUUGCUGAGAUGCAAGAAGAGAUACGUCCUACACUUCGAGCUUAUCUCAAGGGUGAUGUACCCACUUUGAAAAAAAAGUGUUGUAGGGAGGUACUGGAGCGUUGUCAAGCAGAGAGAAGUGCAUUGGAGAGUCAAGGCAUCUUCUUGAGUAAUGAGAUUUUACAUAUAUCAGACAUUGAAAUAAAGGAGACAAAGUUGUUGGGGAAUUCUCCUAUCAUAAUAAUUAAUUUCCAAACUCAGCAAAUUCAUUGCGCUCGGGACAAAGCUGGGAAUAUUAUUGAGGGAGCUCGAGAUGAUAUCCACACAGUGUUUUAUGCCUGGGCCAUGCAACAAGAGAGUCCCGAGGAGACAAGUCAUGGUGAGUUUCAGACGCGGUGGAAACUGAGAGAAAUGCAGCAAGCCGGCAUUCAGGCUCUCAUCUAAAUGACGGAGAUGCACACGAGUUGUCCUUUUCUUAGUUUAUAUGUUCUUUGAUUGGGCUGUAUUUCAUCCCUUGAAGAACAAACUCGUUUCCAUGUUCUGAAGUACAAUCACGGAUCGACACUGGCGAGGCCGGUGCAAAAAUGUGCUUUUUGCACUGAAAUAAGUGGUUGUGACAUUUCUGCGUGGGGUUUGUUAGAGUACCUCAUGGGCAGGAAGUUCUCUCGAGGAUCUCCCUAGAAGUUUCUCAGCAGCAAACAACCACUUUGCAAGGCACUUUGCAACUUUAAGUCCAGGAGAUUGCAAAUUUUUUCAGAAUAGAAACAUGGAAUUACUGAAGUUUCCCGCCCAGCAAGAGUGUUAAUGCUACACUUCUCGCGAGAGAGGUUUCACCUGCUACGGCUGGUUCCCUUCCUAGUACUUAGUAGAGUUGCAAAUCAAGAAAAUCCUUACACACAGGCUGUCCUUUUCAUUGUUUACCCUGAAAUGCGCAUAGGGGUUUACCGAUCCUUAACGGGCUGAAUAAACUCACCCAUUUUUCGGAAUGUCUUCUUGACAUUGCCUUUCAAA
Molecule: messenger RNA, 2072 nt
Organism: Physcomitrium patens
Lineage: Eukaryota; Viridiplantae; Streptophyta; Bryopsida; Funariales; Funariaceae
Product: mitochondrial import inner membrane translocase subunit TIM44-2
Biological process (GO): protein import into mitochondrial matrix
Cellular component (GO): mitochondrial inner membrane
Molecular function (GO): protein-folding chaperone binding
Source: RefSeq, a predicted model, not a curated record